Molecule: messenger RNA, 786 nt
Organism: Dictyostelium purpureum
Lineage: Eukaryota; Evosea; Eumycetozoa; Dictyosteliales; Dictyosteliaceae
Exons: 2
Coding region: 1-786 (261 amino acids)
Biological process (GO): double-strand break repair via single-strand annealing; double-strand break repair via homologous recombination; mitotic recombination
Cellular component (GO): nucleus
Source: RefSeq, a predicted model, not a curated record
AUGGAACCUAAUACAGUUUUUGGACAAGAAAAAUUUACAGAGAGUGAAAGUGUGGAAAUUUCAAAUAUUUUAUCACAAAGUUUACCAGAAGAAGAGGCAUCAUUCAGACCAGGUCCUGGUGGAACGACUGUUACAUAUUUAGAAAGUUGGAGAGCAAUUAAUUUAGCUAAUAAAAUUUUUAAAUUUAAUGGUUGGAGUUCAUCAAUUAAAGAAUUAUCACCAGAUUUUAUUGAGGAGAUUAUAGUUCCUGGUGGUGUUAAAUAUAAAGUGGGUGUUACAGCUAUUGUUCGUGUUACUUUAAAAGAUGGCACUUACCAAGAAGAUGUUGGUUAUGGUUGCUCCGAUAACCCAAGUAAAGGUACUGCUAUUGAAAAUGCUAAAAAGGAAGCAGUAUCAGAUGCAAGAAAAAGAACAUUAAGAUUAUUUGGUGAUGGUCUAGGUAAUUCAUUAUAUGAUAAAGAGGCCAAUAAACAACUCGGUAUAACUCUCAAGAACGCCAAAAAAAAUGCAGCAAAACCUCCAGCAAAACCAAAUACCAGCACUACACCAACACCAACACCAGCACCAGCACCAACUACUACAGCUGCUACUAAUCAAGCUCCUGCACCAAAACCAACAUCAAACCCGCCACUAAAAAAUAUAACCAAUAAACCAUUUGCAUUGCCAUCUAUUAAACAAGCCCCGCAACCACCUCAAAUACCUCAAAAACCACAGCAACAACCACAACAACAGGCUCAACAACAAAUAGAUCAAAUUGACAUGGACCCAGAGUUUGAUUUUGAAUAA